This is a messenger RNA of Telopea speciosissima, 296 nucleotides long. RefSeq names its product small polypeptide DEVIL 4-like. Gene Ontology annotation, biological process: negative regulation of cell population proliferation. The record is from RefSeq and is a predicted model, not a curated record. Lineage: Eukaryota; Viridiplantae; Streptophyta; Magnoliopsida; Proteales; Proteaceae. The coding region runs from base 42 to 188 and encodes 48 amino acids. The transcript has a single exon.
UGAUCAGCAGUAGUUACAAGCGAAGCAUUAGUUGAAGAAAGAUGAAGAUGAGUAGUGCUUCUAUGGGUACCUCUAAGAGAAGGUUAUCAAGCAGAGGAUUAGGAGGAGGUGGUCUCCUCAGAGAACAGAGGGGUAGGCUCUACAUAAUUAGGAGAUGUAUAGUCAUGCUCCUCUGCUGGCAUGAUUGAAGUGCUGGAGAUUACACACCCUUUUCUUAUCUUAAUUCUUCACUAAUGGUCGGGGAUCGUCGACGAUGCCUUCUUUUUUUUUCUUUCCUUCUUGAGUGUAAAUAGCAG